Morone saxatilis (striped sea-bass) is the source of this 1631-nucleotide messenger RNA. RefSeq names its product rhotekin-like. Gene Ontology annotation, biological process: septin ring organization; signal transduction; mitotic cytokinesis. Gene Ontology annotation, cellular component: actomyosin contractile ring. Lineage: Eukaryota; Metazoa; Chordata; Actinopteri; Moronidae. Bases 1 to 1359 code for a protein of 452 amino acids. The transcript has 13 exons. The record is from RefSeq and is a predicted model, not a curated record.
AUGAAUGAUAACACCCAGGAUGAAGAGGUGCUGAAGCAGAUUGAGAGGGAGGUGCGGAUGCGGGAGGGGGCCAGUAAGCUACUGGCAGCUUGUUCCAGGAGAGAGCAGGCCCUGGAGGCCUCCAAGAGCCUGCUAACCUGCAAUUCCCGGAUUCUGGCCUUGCUCAGCCAACUACAGAGGAUGAGGAAAGCUCAAAUCCUACAGAGAGUGGGGCGCAGGCCAUCUGAAGACUUAGUGUCAUGUAUGGGAAAAGUAGCACUUUCAGAUCUGCGAAUCCCACUGAUGUGGAAAGACUCAGAGUACUUCAAAAACAAAGGAGAGCAACAACGCUGCGCUGUGUUCUGCCUGCUACAGUGUGGCACAGAGAUCCAUGACACUGAUCUGGUGAUGGUAGACAGGACUUUAACUGACAUCUGUUUUGAAGACACUAUAAUUUUCAACGAGGUAGGUCCAGGGUUUCAGCUCCGUGUUGAGCUGUACAGCAGUUGUGCGGUUGAGGAUUUCUCACCAGCUCUAGGACCCAGGAGAGUGAGCCGUCUGGGGGGCUCUCUGGGAUGCUCCUCUGGGACGAAGAUCCGUGCUGCGUUUGAGUCUGCAACUGGUUGUGGAUCCUGUGGAGAUGUAGGACCUAGAAGUGUGUCACCACCUUUAUCACCUGACCUGUCUACACUGGGGCCUAAGUAUAACCUGCUGGCUCACACAACACUAAGAAUCGAACACGUCCAGGACAGUUUCAAGACACAUGAUUUGUCACUAGCAGCAACAGAGGAUAGUCCAUUCUGGUUGCCUCUGUAUGGCAAUAUGUGCUGCCGCCUAGUUGCUCAGCCUCUGUGCAUGAUUCAGUCAGUCAUAAGUGGCCAACUCAAGGUUAAGCUUGAAGAGGACCUUAAUUGCUGGCAAAAUGUCUGUGGCAUCCUCAGGGGGCAAAGUCUUCUCUGCUAUCAGAAUCAAGAAGACCUGGAGUCUGAGGACAAGCCAUUACUUGUAAUCCACAUUAGAAAGGAUACCCUUGUCUGUGUGUCAGAGAGAGAUUCUGCCCAUUGCCGGAAUAUAUACAUCAGUACACAGCGUCAAGGAGAGGACGUAACCUACAUGCUGACCACGCACACCCCUGAAGACACACAGCGCUGGGCCGAGGCCCUCUGGCAGCACGUCUAUAACAUGAGCCAGUGGAACCAGUGUUGUGAUUGCCUCAUGAAGAUCGAAAUGUUGAGUUCCAGGAAACCCAUGGCAGGAAAGCAGGGAUCGCUCUACCACGAAAUAGUAACACCCUCCGCCCCCAGAGAGGGUCUUGUGGUUCCAGAUUUAUCUGUUGAGAUCCGCACUUUGCUUUCUUCCUACUACAAGGAAAGUUAUUGAUGACCCUGCCACAGUCACACUGGAGGGGUGACGACCUGUCCUUAUUCUAUUCGUUAGUGGUUACUACGCCUGGUCAAGGAAACUGACAUGGACAUGAUAAAUGGUGCUAUUUCAAAAUCCGCAGAGGGCACAUUCUUCUACACAAUCUCCUACCUCGCCUCCAUGACGCUAAACUGUUAACCCAACCAACCAAUAUAUACACCGAUCAGCCAUAACAUUAUGACCACCAUAAUGUUAUGCAGCCCCUUAUGUAACAAACUGCCCUGUGUGUU